Messenger RNA from Trichomonas vaginalis G3, 861 nucleotides. RefSeq names its product nuclear pore membrane glycoprotein GP210-related family. The transcript has a single exon. The record is from RefSeq and is a predicted model, not a curated record. The coding region runs from base 1 to 861 and encodes 286 amino acids. Lineage: Eukaryota; Parabasalia; Trichomonadida; Trichomonadidae.
AUGGUCGAUCCAAGAUUCAUCUUCCCACGUACAGAGUUCAUUCCAAACGAGAAUGUCAACUACACAUUCCAAGUCAGAUCUCAGAGCGGAAGACCAUUCGAUUAUAUAGACAAUUACACAGUUAUAUCAGAUCAUCCAUGCAUUGUUAAUGAUUCCGAAAACAUCCUUACAUCCACAGGCAAAGGCUUUGCAACAAUCACAUGCCAGAUCACAGACUACGAACAGACCACAUUAAUAUGUGUUUACGAACCAUUAUCUGUUACCAAGAUUAUCACCGUUGAUAAUGUUGAAGAAGAAACGCCAUGCAUUGAUCGUCAAGAUGGUCCAUUGCAAUGGCCAAAUUCUAAGAAGCCAAAGGCUACAAUCACUUGCGGCAAUGCCAAAGUCGAGUUAAUUGAUGACACAUUUCUUCGCUUACGAAGCUCAUACAAUGGCAUGUGCAAGCUCAGUGUUACAAACGAGAAGACAGUAGCUAACCCAAUGCCAAGACCAGAUUCCUUCGAGUUCCAAGUCAGAGCUAUCAAGAUUGAUUCAAUAGCUAUCGCAGUCAUUGAUCGUGACUCAAAGAAUGAUCCAGAAAGUGGACUCGCUAAAUCAACAGUUGAUGCAAUUAGUAUCGUGACUCAAAGAAUGAUCCAGAAAGUGGACUCGCUAAAUCAACAGUUGAUGCAAUUAGUGAGAUCUUUGAAUUACAAGGUAAGAAUGUCACAAUUCCAGCAAUUCAUCAGCCAGAACUCAAGAUCUUUGCUUACUCAGAAGGUAACCAACUCAUUGGUGAAUACUCUCAUCCAAAGCAACUCAUUCAAGUUGGUGACAGAGUCUUCAACAAGACAUCUCAGAUUCCAUUACUUGAUGAAGUAA